GUUGUUAUAAUAAUUAAUUUGUUUAUCGUAAUUCAUGAAUUUCUCAGAAAUUUUACGAAAUUUAUUAUUCCCACCUCUUCCUCCUACUAAUUCUUCAAUUCAUAACACUGAAUUACAUAAGGCAUCAGUCUAUAAUAACGAUAAUACUAAUCAUAUUAAUAACAAAUUAUGCUUAUUAUUAAGUCAUGGAAAUGCUGUACAUGAAUUAUUCUUUAUUGAAUGUAUUAAUCAAUUUUUACAAAACUAUGCUACAACAAUAAUUCAUCCGUCUCCUAUUCCUACUACCAUGAAUAUCGUUGAUGAUGAUAAUAAUAAUAAUAAUAAUACAGUUCCUGAUGAUCAGCAAAACACAACUAAAUGUUUAAUUUUUUGUUUUCAUAAAUCAUGGAAUAUUUAUCAUAAAUUAAUCAAUCCAUUAUAUGCAAAUAAUAUAACAUUGAAAAAUAAUAUAACCAUCAUUGAUAUGACAGUAAUGCUAGAGAAUUUACUACUCAAAUCAAAUUCUGAAUUAGAUAAUAAUGAUAAAGAUUUAAUUACUGAUGAAAAUAUUGGAACUAUUAUUAAGAAUUGUAUCAAAGACAAGACUGAUGAAUUUCUGAAGAAUAAUUACACAACUAAUCCUUCGAAUGGUGUGCAACAAAAAAAUAUUGGCAUUUUCAUUGAUAAUAUAACAGCUUUAUAUGAUCUAGGAGUUACUGUACGUGAAUUAGAACAAUUUUUAUGUAGUUGGCUUUAUCAUUCACGUGAUCAGCAAACUGCCAUCAAUAUAGCGAAUAUAUUAGUUUGUAUCGGAAUACAUAUUGGAGAUUUUUUCCAAGAUUCAAUUGUAUCAGAAUACGAACCUGCUUUAGUACAUCUCGUUGCUCUAUGGAAAUCACGGGCUUCAAUUACACUAGAAUGUAAACCAUUACUAACAGGUUAUACAUCAUUGGUUGAUGGUCAGUUAAUUUGUUGGAAACGUUCAAUAGAGGAUAAUAUUAAUCUUCAGAAUGUUACCAAUUCGAGCACAUAUCAUUUUCAUGUUGAAGGUAAACAUAUAAACUGUUAUACUCCAGGAACUUCAAAAUUGCUAACAUGAGUAUUUUAAUCUAUCUUGUAAGUAAGUUUUUUAUGGCAAAAAAAUAAAACAUUCAAUGUUUAUUUGUUGUGAUCUUUAAAAUUCUGAAUUUUCGCCCACUAGAUCAGAGACUAAUAAUGAUCCGUUCGUGUGCACCAAUCAGAUAAAUGACUUUGAACAACGACUGGAAAUCCUAAUUCCCAUUUGUUCACACAAUGACUAAUUAGAACACGAAGAUAGCAAGCAGGUUUAUUGUAUUCUUUACUCUCCUGAUUCAGAAACAGACAGAUUUUCUCAUCUGGAACUUGUCAGCUGCACACACUUACAUCCUACUGUUGGUGUCUAGUUCGGGACUCGAGCCCGCCAUUGUUCGCUCAAAACGCCAUUACGUUAUCAACUUAGUUACUGAUUCCAAAUAACUAUUCACUUGUAUGAAUUUUAAUUUAUUUGUAUUGGCUAUUUGAAUCGUUUUAUUGAUGUUUUGGCUGCAGUUGAUCAGAGCUCGGCAAUGUUAGUCUCUCGGAUGCAAGUGUAUUCAACUGACGAGUACCAAGUAGGACAAGACGCACGUUGAGGAUUCCACUGCUAGCCAAUAUCCAUUUCUGCUAUUACAGCCUAGUAGGAACAUCGAGGAAACCUGCACAGGACGUACAUAUGCCAAUGGACUGAUCAAUUGUAGUCCUAAACGUCAAUGGGUAGAUUCAUACAGCCAAUACAAAAAUGAAUUGAUGUCUUUGCAUGAGAUCAUGUUUAUCCCUCAUCAAACAGAAUGUUACCCACUAAUCCUUAAUAACAGCUUAAUCGAAAUAAAACUGAAAGUACUGCGUUCUUAUGGAGGCUAAAUAUUUAUACAGGUGUUUUCCAUAAAAGACGAUACUCCAAGUCUCAUCAUGGCGACAUUAUAGUAGGCAGUGUUAACCACUUAAAAUCUGCACUAAUGGUUUUAAUUGAUCGACAAACUAGUUUAAAAGAGCUUAUUUUCCCACAAUCUUAAGGUGAUGAUAGCGUACUUAUGAGUGAAAAAGCACAGAACACUGUCUCUUAUUUAAGCAGUAUGUUUUGUUAGAUUCUCCAGUACAAAUUUCAAGUAUUCCAACGUAUCCAUCGGCCUACUUAUAUUCGGAUUUUUGGAUACUGAAACUUUCUCAAUAAAACUACCAUAAUCAGUUCGAUGGUUGGAAUUACCACCAUUCAGAUCGACUAUCAUAUAAUUUUUUCUAUGUUUCAGUUAAUUACGUAUGAGGAAAAGACAACGUAAAACCCCUAUAACUUGUACAUGAUAACUAAAGCCAUUUACACAUAGUCGCUUUUAUCUGCAUUAAGUAAACAAAUGUAUUUCACCAGUCAGAAUCACUCAAAAUACUGUAGAUAAACAUGAGGUUACAACUCUAAAACC
This is a messenger RNA of Schistosoma mattheei, 2453 nucleotides long. Lineage: Eukaryota; Metazoa; Platyhelminthes; Trematoda; Strigeidida; Schistosomatidae. The record is from the annotation of a GenBank genome assembly.